AUGCCCAAAGGAGCGGAACAGCGAGACCAUCGCAAAGCCUGUACCCUCUGCAGUACAUUACAAGACGUACUAGUCCGCUGUCAGAUUGACGAGUCAGGCAAAUGGCACUUUGUUUGUCCAGGAUCAUGUUGGAAACAGGUCAGCGGUGGCGUGAUCGAUGGCGACAAGACUGACGAGCACAAGUUCUAUCGUUAUGGUGGCAUGUGGAAGAACAAGCAUGAUGCUGUCAGUGCGAAGAAGCCGAAGAAGAAGGGGAGCAAGACGGCGGUGGGAAGCACGACUGAUGACCUCGAAGAACCACAUGAGCACGACGACGAUAGUGGCGUUGCAAUAGACGAGACUUGA
Messenger RNA from Recurvomyces mirabilis, 345 nucleotides. RefSeq lists its product as uncharacterized. The record is from RefSeq and is a predicted model, not a curated record. The transcript has a single exon. Bases 1 to 345 code for a protein of 114 amino acids. NCBI's taxonomy places the organism in Eukaryota, Fungi, Ascomycota, Dothideomycetes, Mycosphaerellales, Teratosphaeriaceae.